CGUGGCACAGCCCAAGCGAAAGGCAAGGCAGCAAAAAAAAAAAAAGGCGAGCGCAAAAAGCGGCUCCACCACUUCCUUGGGCAAUCGCGGCGGGGGCGGCAGCAGCAAGAGCAGCUCUCCAAAGAAGCCGGGGGGGUGGCGGCCGCCUAUAAAUUCCCAGCAGGAUUUUCCAUCCACCCCCCCUCCCUCCCUCCAAGAAAAAAAAUAAAAAUAAAAUAAUAAAACCCAACCAUGGGGCAAAACGACCUGAUGGGCAGCGCUGAAGAUUUUGCAGAUCAGUUCCUGCGGGUGACGAAACAGUACCUUCCUCACGUGGCCCGGCUCUGUCUGAUCAGCACCUUCUUGGAAGACGGGAUUCGCAUGUGGUUCCAGUGGAGUGAGCAAAGGGACUACAUCGACACCACAUGGAACUGCGGCUAUAUCCUGGCCUCCAUCUUUGUCUUCAUUAACCUCUUCGGGCAAUUAACCGGUUGCAUUCUUGUGCUGAGCAGGAAUUUUGUUCAAUAUGCCUGCUUUGGAUUAUUCGGAAUUAUUGCAUUACAGACAAUAGCAUACAGCAUUUUAUGGGACUUGAAGUUUUUGAUGAGAAAUCUUGCCCUAGGAGGGGGCUUACUACUGCUGUUGGCGGAGUCUCGGUCGGAAGGAAAAAGCAUGUUUGCCGGGGUACCAACCAUGAGGGAAAGCUCCCCGAAGCAAUACAUGCAGCUGGGAGGACGUGUGCUUCUAGUCCUUAUGUUUAUGACCCUCCUGCAUUUAGAUGUUAGUUUCUUUUCGAUCCUGCAGAACAUGGUGGGCACAGCGUUGAUCAUCCUGGUGGCCAUCGGGUUCAAAACUAAGCUGGCGGCCUUGACUUUGGUCAUCUGGCUCUUUGCCAUCAACCUGUAUUUCAACGCUUUCUGGACUGUCCCAACCUACAAGCCCAUGCACGACUUCCUGAAAUACGACUUCUUCCAAACCAUGUCGGUCAUCGGAGGCCUCCUUCUCGUAGUGGCCCUGGGUCCCGGCGGUGUCUCCAUGGACGAGAAGAAGAAGGAAUGGUAGAGAAGAACGAAGGAGGAGGAGGAGGAGGAGGGGAAAAAAGCAACACAGCAUCUCAGCAUCUGGGAACUGACUCUUAAAAAAGUUUUGGGAAUUAAAAACCAAACAAAACUGGCCUCUCUUUUUUUUUGGUUUUCUCUCCCUUUUUAAAGGCGCCAUCUCUUUCACGUUUCGUUUUUUUUUUUUAAAAAAAAGUUGUUUUCGUUCACGACUGCGCUGAUAAUCCGAUUCCUGUUGCUGGAUGAUUCUUCAUUCAAGAAAGUUUUGGGGUUUUUUUUCUUUCUCACGCACGCGGGGGCGGUUUUCCCCUCCUGUCAUCUCCUGAAAAAAUUGGAAUGGAGCAGCAGCUGGCUUGGCUGAGUCUCUGCCACGGUUAAAUUUCUUUUUUGACAACCGUUUUUGUUUCGUUGUUUUUGGGUUUUUUUAAAAAAAAAAAAAUUUAAAACUACUGUGAUCCGAUAAACCUUGCUGUGUA
Molecule: messenger RNA, 1513 nt
Organism: Ahaetulla prasina
Lineage: Eukaryota; Metazoa; Chordata; Lepidosauria; Squamata; Colubridae
Gene: SURF4
Product: surfeit 4
Exons: 6
Coding region: 232-1041 (269 amino acids)
Biological process (GO): Golgi organization
Cellular component (GO): endoplasmic reticulum-Golgi intermediate compartment; membrane; endoplasmic reticulum
Source: RefSeq, a predicted model, not a curated record